CAUAAUAAUAGUGAGCAAAAGCCGGAUCCGCGUUGUGUUGGGGAAAAUACAAAAAUGUCCACAAAAGACUUAACAAAGCCGUUUUACUACGGGAGCAAUAGUGAAUCCAUUGAAAACUUCGUUGACGACUAUGAAGGAUACGCCGCUAUGAAGGACUGGGACGAAACUAAAAUGAGACUUGUGGUAGGUUUGCAUGUUGCAGAACCGUUGCGUGAUUGGGUUAGGGAUAUUGUGGAAAAUAACACUUCCUGGAAAGACGUAAAAGCCGCCAUCCUAAAAUCCGCAAAAUCGAAGUAUGACGUUGAGAUGAAAAUUGAGCGUUUGAUGAACCUCAAACUAAGUGAAGAUGAAAGUAUCGUCUCCUAUACCAACCGAUUCGAUGCUUGUGCAAAAAGGGUGAAAAAUGAAGUUAGCAAUCGUGAAGUAAAACGUUGGUACCUCAGAGGCCUCCCGGCCAAGUACAGAGAAAAAGUAAAGCAAC
Messenger RNA from Racocetra persica, 481 nucleotides. The record is from the annotation of a GenBank genome assembly. NCBI's taxonomy places the organism in Eukaryota, Fungi, Glomeromycota, Glomeromycetes, Diversisporales, Gigasporaceae.